Molecule: messenger RNA, 1365 nt
Organism: Didymodactylos carnosus
Lineage: Eukaryota; Metazoa; Rotifera; Eurotatoria; Philodinida; Philodinidae
Source: the annotation of a GenBank genome assembly
AUGAAUUCAGUUCUAUCACCCGGAACUGGUCCUUUUGUUUUACUCACCUAUUGUCAACGUCCGAAUAAUAUUUAUUAUCAUCACGAAACAGAAUCAAAGUUCGAUACUUGUUAUAAUGGUGGCACUCCAGUUUCAUUUAAACGACUGAAGGAAAGUCAAGUAACAGCCAACGAUUUAUACAACUGGUAUGCACCUAUGACGAAAGUUGAAGAGUAUCAAUCAUAUUUUGAUACCAUCAAUGAAUCAAUGUCGAACAAUAGAUUUUAUUACAACUGUACUCAAAAUGGAUCUUUCGGUGAACAAUGUGAAUACACCUUUAAAUACACAAAUAAUCCAUCUCUGUCAGAUACAUUAACGCUAUCAAUUAAAUCUUAUUAUAGCUAUAAAAGAACAACAGUUGACGAGUUUGAGCAGAUUACCGAUAGCCGAAACUGUUAUCGAAUGUGUUUGGAUAUCAAUAAUCGCACAAAUUUAUGCCUCGAUUGGCGCGAAAUUUGCGAUAGAAAAAUUGAUUGUUUUGAUCUGUCGGAUGAAGAACAUUGUUUAGAGUUGGAAUCGAAUCAAUGUAACGAUAAAUUUGAAUAUCAUUGUAGAAACGGAUUAUGUAUUGAUAAAAGUUUUUCAUUCGAUUAUGAUCCAGAUUGCCUUGAUUACAGUGAUGAGAUAGAUGGUGUUAAUGAUCGCUUAGUCCACGAUGAGUGUUUACUUCUGGAAAACCCCGACUGUGAUGACCAUAUUUGUGGUUCGACCUAUUUCUCAUGCGGUGAUGGGCAAUGUCUUCAAAAUUUCCAACAUUCCGAUCGACGAUGUCGGAAUAAAUAUGAUCAGCUGCAUUUAAGUAAAAUAUAUAGUCGUUAUAUAAAUAAUACAUGUUGGAUCUAUUUUAUUUGUUCAUUCCCCUUUUGGACUGGAAGAAGUACAACUUUCGAUUAUUGUAAAGAAGUAAAUGGAGAUAUAACAAUUCUCAAUCAGAUGUUAAUAAAAUGUCAUUCAGAACUACUGUUAUUUCCAUGGAACAGUUCAAUUACUUAUCCAUUUGUACAAGUGAUAUACAAUGUGAGCAACAGAACUUACGGAAAUGUUAGACCGGACUACAUUUGCUAUGACGCAAUGCUUUGCAAAGGUGCUUUUAUACCCACAGUGUACAUCAAAAAUUUAUCCUGCAAUGAAUAUGAAUAUUUUGGGCUAAAACAAAAUUAUACCUACGGAAAUGACUUUCUGUUGAAUAUGCAAGAUUUAUUUUCAGCAUGUGGUCUCGGUCAUGCACAAUGUAAAAAUGGACUAUAUAAUUGUUUAAUGAACUCGAAUUUGUUCAUUUGUUUAUCUCCAGAGCGUUUACUCGACGGGUACAAUAGGGUUAUCUGA